Messenger RNA from Clonostachys solani, 1164 nucleotides. Lineage: Eukaryota; Fungi; Ascomycota; Sordariomycetes; Hypocreales; Bionectriaceae. The record is from the annotation of a GenBank genome assembly.
AUGGAAAAGUUUGAUGUGGCCAUAGUCGGCCUGGGAGUAUUCGGAAGCGCAGCAGCAUGGCAAGCUGCGCGAAAAGGGGCAAAAGUCGUGGCAUUUGAACAGUACGAGUUUGGACACGUCCGUGGCGCAUCUCAUGACACGUCUCGUAUUGUCCGGACAGCAUACGACGCUCCAGAAUAUGUCUCGCUCGCCAAGGCUGCAUACAAAGACUGGGCUGAGCUGGAGAAGGAUGCAGGUGUCAAACUCUUAACCGUAACUGGCGGCAUUGUUGUGCUCCCAACUGACCGUGCCUGGACUUCUGGCGUCAAGCUCACGGAUUAUACAGCGAGUCUAGAUGUCAAUAACGUGCCGUACGAGCUUCUCAGUGCCAAAGAGGCGAGGAAGCGAUGGCCGCAGAUCGACAUUGACGACGGUACCGCAGCGGUGUACACCGCCGACACUGGCAUGGCGCACGCAGCCAAGACGGUCAUGGCUAUGCAAUUCGUGGCUCGCGCUCGCGGCGCCGUUCUCAAAGAAAACACGCCCGUCACCGCAGUAGUGCCUGUUUCACAAAACAAAGGAGUCAUUGUGAAGACAAACAAAGGCGAUUUCCAGGCAAGCAAGGUCAUUCUCGCUGCAGACGCCUGGGUCAAUAAACUACUCGCCCCUCUCGGUGCACAGAUUCCGCUCACGGUCAUGCAAGAACAAGUGACAUAUUUCAAGCCGGAGAAUCCAUCAUCCUUCGACCCCGGCCAGUUCCCGGUCUGGCUCCAGGUUAUUGACGGAAAGACAUUCUACGGAUUUCCGACUUUUGGCGAGCCCACUAUCAAGGCUGCUCGCGAUCUGUCAGAUAACUUCAUGACCCCGGAAGAUCGGUCCUACGUCCCUUCUCCGAAACUCUUGGACGAGUUAACCAAUUUCAUGAAGGGCUUCAUCUCAAAGGAUCACAAAUUUGAAGCUCUCCGAACUGUGACCUGCCAGUACGCAGUCACUCCGAACCGACAAUUUAUACUCAGUGCGUUAAGCAAUCAUCCCGACAUUCUUGUUGCCUUGGGAGCCGGUCAUGGAUUCAAAUUUGCACCGGUCGUUGGCCGUGUUAUGGCUGAAUUGGCUAUUGAUGGACAAACAACGGAAGAUCUCUCCAAGUUUGGUGUCCAACAGUCACCCGUUCGAAGUAAUCUUUAG